CACGUGCAUCGCGCACAGUCGGCUUCGAUUUUCGGUGCAAAGUGAGUGCACGCGCGUGCAACCGAUUUAUCCAUCAAUCAUAUUCAUAGGCAAGGCAAUCCGAAUCCGUACAGUCAAAGAUUGGUCAAUCGAUCGGUUCCAACAAAUGAAGAUUAUUACAGCUGUUGAUUGCACACCACACACCAACUGAGCAUUAUAACCGAUGACGAUGCGAAGAUGCUUUUGGUUUCGAUCGCCGCGAAUGUCUAGUUCAAUCUAGUUACUGAUUCGGAAAUUUGUCCAAAGUGUGUAACGUGUGAUUCGGUUCGGCUAUCGCGUUUAAGUUUGCAUAUUUUUUUGCUUUUUCUGAGCCGUUGCUAUUGUAAAAGUUGAAAGAGAUAAAUAAUAAUUUUCUGUCAGGCUAGUUUUUUUUCAUGGGUCGGUUGAGAUUGAAGUGACCACUUCACGUGCCAAUCCGGAUUUUUAGCUGAUUAUACAGGAAAUAUUGUUUACUUGAACGAAUACCAACGGUAACGGCUUAAAAAUAGCUAAUUAGUGACUGAUUGAGGAAGUGAAAGAUAGUGUUUUAAGCUCAGCAACAAAUUGAAGCCAGGGAAGUUUGACUCAUAAGUGAGAAAUCGUGCCAUUUUGGAAAAGUGCAUUUCAACCCCACCAUCAAAAGAAGUAUCAACACAGAGAAACCGUGACCUGUCAAUCAGCGGACAGUGCAACCGUACAGUUUCUACAAAAGCGACACACAACAGGCACCACCGAGAAGCAGGCUGACGAGGAACCAGUUGACGCAAGGUUUUCUGUUCCCAAGGAGUUGCGAAUCAAGAGUGUGCAGUAACGGCAAUAGACUGGCCCACUCGACGGCGGCAAGAAGACGACGCCUGCUUUGAUGCAUAUUUCUGCCAUCAAACGCCGCAACGAUGUUGGGCUAUCUCGCUUCAUCAUUGUUAGUUAUAAGCACCAUCUCCUCGAUCGAUUCGAGUACCGCCGGUCCACUGGAUGCGCUCAGCUGGGCCCGGAUGGACAACAUCAAUUUACCGUGGUUACCAUAUGAGAACAUGACCCGGUGUUACGGCGAGCUCGGCUGUCUGAACAUCACCAAAGAAUGGUACCAUCUGAUAUUCCGACCGUUUAACGUGUUCCCUCUGCCUCGAAGCGUCAUCAACACCCGCUUCAUCCUGUACACCGAGAAGAACCCAACGGAUGGUCAGCUGCUGCAAGCGGAGGUAAAAGAGACCAUCAUGAAAAGUCACUUCCGGUCCGAGUGGGAAACGAAGUUUAUCAUCCAUGGCUUCAUCGAUACCCCGUUGUCGAACUGGGUGUCGGAGAUGCGGGAUGAACUAAUAACCCGUGGUGCUCUGAAUGUGAUCGUUGUCGAUUGGGCAGGAGGAUCACUUCCACUUUACACUCAGGCCACAGCUAACACGAGGCUGGUAGGGUUAGAAAUCGCAUAUCUGAUCAACAAGCUAUCAGAGUACAAGGGAUUGGAGCCGGAGGAUGUUCAUCUGAUAGGACACUCGUUAGGAGCCCAUACGGCUGGGUAUGCGGCGGAAAGGAUUCCCGGACUGGGUCGAAUUACGGGACUAGAUCCUGCCGAACCGUAUUUCCAGGGGAUGGAUCCAAUCGUGAGACUAGAUCCAGGCGAUGCAACUUUGGUGGAUGUGAUUCAUACGGACGGUCGAAGUGUGUUCAGGUUGGAAAUACCUGGGUACGGAAUGUCACAUGCAUGUGGUCAUUUAGAUUUCUAUCCCAACAAUGGUAAAGAACAGCCGGGAUGUGCACUGUCGCAGGAAGGGGCCGCAACGAUCCCACUUACACUGAUCAAAGACGGGAUCGAGGAAGCAUCUCGAGUUCUGUUAGCGUGUAAUCACAUUAGAGCAAUCAAAUUAUUCAUCGAUAGUAUUAACGGAAAGUGUCCGUAUGUUGCUCAUCGUUGCCCAUCUUAUCAGCACUUCCUCAGUGGGAACUGUUUCAAGUGUACUUCUGGAAAUUGUGCUCUCAUGGGUUAUCACGCAUCGUUACCGAUUACGACCACGAGGCAAAACAUUUCGGAAAAUGACAUCGCCGUUGGAUCGUCUAUUCCUGUUGCUCCUCAACCGGGUAAAUACUUUCUGGCCACGGGACGAGACUUUCCUUUCUGUCAACGCCACUAUCGAUUCACCAUUGAACUGGCGAAGCCGAAAUCGGCCGAAACCUGGGUGCAAGGACAUCUGACGGCUGGUCUCUUCUCCGAGCGAGGUGCCAUUCGCAGCAUUGACCUCACUCCGAAGGGAACGGCACGGUUUGAACACGGAACCGUCUACCAGGUGGUCGUUACGAACCCGCACGACCUCGGCGAUCGAAUCCGCAAGGUGGAACUAGCGUGGACACACGAUAUGAACGUGCUAGAACCAACGACGCUAUGUUUGCUGUGGUGCAACAAUCACCUCUACGUCAAAUCGAUUCAGGUCGAAACCAUGCAGAUGCCAUCGAGGGAGAAACGUAAUACGGAGUAUUCCAACAAAUUGUGUGCCCCAAAGCGCGAGUUCGCCGACAUUGCCAGCCGUGGAUCGUACUCGUUCUACGACAACUGCAAACGACAAACUUCCUAGUGCUGCUCCACCAGGAAACAGGAACAAUUUUAACGCCUAGCUAAAGCAAACCGAAAGUCCUCUAUAGCCACUUACUUCCCACCCCAGGACACAAGUGGAAUUAGGGUCGAAGGAGAGAGAGAUUAUAGUUGUUGUUUUUUCAGCAUCCAGACUAACCGCAAUAUCAUGUAUUAUCUUAGAUAAAAGUUGACCCCAGUUAUCAAAUCAAUUUGCUAGUGUUAAUGGUAGCAAGAUUUCAGUUGAUGUUUUUUUUCAUUUGUUAUCUAAACAAAAUUUCGAGUAGGAUGCUUGAUAUGUGAUUUCUAUACGUUUACAGCUAUUGUUAAUUCACUGAAUGUGUGAUCGAGGCGAUUGAGAUGAAUGUUUGAAGCUGAAACAGAACCUUUCUUGAGUCAUUUUAUUCCUUUAGUAAUUAGUAGAGACUAUACCAUAAAGAAACCACGUGUUCCCUACAUUACAACUAUAUAUUUGAUUGUACAAAUUUAGAACGAAAGAAACGAGAAGUAACCGAUUACCGCGUGCUUUUAUUAUUUUAUAGUGUAAGAUUAUUUCUGUGAAAUUUAAAUCUGUCUUCCCUAAACUUGAAAAGAUUACCUGUUGUUAGGGUUAAAUUUUCAAUCGUUAGUCCCGAAACAGUUUAGUUUGGGUACAAUCGAUACUUUUCAGGACCAUUCAUACGAGGUUAGCCAGCAGAAGAAAUGCAACAAGUAGGCAUUAGAAGCAUUUCCAGGAAAAAGAUCACAGAAAUUGCCAAAAUUAAUCACAAACCUCUUUAAUAGGAACGAACCUUAAUUGCUUAAAACAUUACGGAUGAAUUAUAUGUUAGCCUAUGGAACACUCUCCUGGAAUCUGAGGAUGAUUUUGUAACUUCCAAUAUACCAAGAUAUUUUUUUUUAAAUACAGCACCCAGUUUUGGAUCUUCUUCUCGUGCCAGCUUAGGUUUUCCCCGACAAGAUCUGGUCCUUUCAAAACCCGUCAUCACCAUUUUAAAACAGAUCCUCUUUAUUUCUAGUACAUUGUUCUUAAAAAAACGACCAUACUUUUUGUUCUUUA
Topomyia yanbarensis is the source of this 3635-nucleotide messenger RNA. Its product is annotated as pancreatic triacylglycerol lipase-like. NCBI's taxonomy places the organism in Eukaryota, Metazoa, Arthropoda, Insecta, Diptera, Culicidae. The record is from RefSeq and is a predicted model, not a curated record. The transcript has 7 exons. Bases 912 to 2582 code for a protein of 556 amino acids. Gene Ontology annotation, molecular function: triacylglycerol lipase activity. Gene Ontology annotation, biological process: lipid metabolic process.